Lactuca saligna is the source of this 1719-nucleotide messenger RNA. The record is from the annotation of a GenBank genome assembly. Lineage: Eukaryota; Viridiplantae; Streptophyta; Magnoliopsida; Asterales; Asteraceae.
AUGGAUAAAAGAUACACCGAAUCCUUGCAUGAAAUCUAUGUUUUGUCUCAGUUUGUGAGUAAGAUCCUUUGUUGGGAAGCAGCAGUUUCUUUUAUAUCAUUGGAAGGGAAUGAGCUUAUAAAAGCACAAAAGGAUAUUGAUGGAGGAAAUUCGAAAUCUGGUAAAAAGGACAAGAGAAAGAUGAUUAUGGGAAAAGGGACAAGUGUUUUGAUCCAGUUUAUAAAGGAUAGAUUACUGUAUGACAUCACUAACAAAAUAACUGGUAGUGAUGAUUCAGAUCUGAUAAAGAAAGUAGCAUACAGUUUCCUCUCUUUAUUGAACUUAAAAGACCCUGACUUUGAGCAUCUACUACAGAAAGUUAAAGAAAUUGUCGACAGCAAUGAGAAAAGACGACUUCCCAAGACCCCAAAGGGAACUCGUGAUUUUGCAAACGAACACAUGGCUGCAAGAGAGAAAACAUCCACAACCAUUGUCAAUGUGUUCAAGAGGCAUGGUGCUAUGGGUCUUGAGACUCCUUCAUUUGAAUUAAGAGAAACUCUAACAGAAAAAUAUGGGGAAGAUUCAAAGUUGAUGUAUCAUCUAGAUGAUCAGGGUGGAGAGCUUUUAACUCUUCGGUAUGACCUAACAGUUCCAUUUGCUAGAUAUGUUGCUAUGAAUGGUCUCACAAAAUACAAAGCAUAUCAAAUUGGAAGAGUGGAUAGAAGGGAUAAUCCAUCUAAAGUAAGACUCCGUGAAUUCUAUCAAGGUGAUUUUAACAUUUCGGGUGAUGAAUCAAUAGAAGCUGAUUUUGAAGUUGUUAAAGUCUUGAUUGAAGUGUUAAAUGAGAUCGAUAUUGGUGAUUACAUGAUAAAGAUGAAUCAUCGAAAGUUAUUAGAUGGAAUGUUGGAAAUAUGUGGUGUGCCUAAUCACAAAUUGCGAACCAUUUGUUCAAGUAUUGACAAAUUAGACAAACAAUCAUUUGAAGAAAUUAAAAACGAAAUGAUUGAAGAGAAGGGGUUAGAUGCCGAGACAGUUGAGAAAAUUGGUGCAUAUGUGGUGCUAAAAGGAGACCCUUUGAAAUUACUCUCACAACUCAAAAACGAAGGAAGCGAGUUUCUGAAAAAUGAUUCAGCAAAUGAAGCAUUGAAGGAUUUGGAGAAGCUGUUUGAAUAUCUGAAGAAGAGAAAAUGCAUUGAGAAAGUGGUGUUUGAUUUGAGUUUAGCGAGAGGGCUUGAUUAUUACACAGGAGUUAUAUUUGAAGCUGUUUUGAAAGAGGGGCCCACAGAAGCUUGUUCGAUUGCUGGUGGUGGACGUUUUGACAAUCUGAUUGGGAUGUUUGGUACAAAACACGUGGCAGCAGUUGGUUUUGGUGUUGGAAUAGAUCGCAUCCUCACUAUAAUGGAGCAACUCCCGAAACAUGACAACCAGGAAAUCCGGGGGGUUGAAACGGAAAUAUUGGUGAGCGUAUUGGGGGAUGACAAGUCAUUGGCAAUUGAGUUAGUGGACAUGUGUUGGGCUGCGAAACUGAAAGCAGACUAUAUUGUGAGUAAGAGGCUGAGUAAACAUUUUGAUAUUGCUAAACAGUUUCGGAUCCCGUGGAUGGUGAUUGUAGGUCAGCAUGAAAUCGAUAAAGGAAUUGUUACUAUCGCAAAUAAGCAGGCGAACGUAUCAAAACAAGUUGUUAUGUGCGAUUUUGUGGAAGAACUUAUCACACUCAUCAACACUACCACCUUGUUAUAG